AUGGAGCAGGCAUUCGAACAGCCUGAUUUCGAUCAGGUGGCACAUCAUUUCAGGGACGCGGCAGAUCACUUCGAGCGGUGUGGCAAUCUGCCUGCCGUUGAUGGCGGAGUUCGCCUUAUGCAGAGGAUGGACGCCAUGAUGGAGCGCUUUGCAGCUUUGGAGCAGACGGUGCGGCGCGGUUUUACUGAUAUGGCUCAGAGGAUGGACGGGUUCGACCGCAAGGUUACCGUGACGAACCGCAACGCAGUGGUGCGGGCUCAGAACAGCACCGUCGUCCGUGGCAACAUGGACUUGGAACCCCUCUACAGCGUCCUCACCGGUGACCGGUUGGACAACUUCCCGCAGACCCUGGACCAGCUGGAGCGGCUACCGCUGCCGGCUGUCAAUGAUCUCUUGACACAUCUCGGCGAGGAGCCAAGAGGGCGCUUGGAAGAACGGAGGAGACACUUGAAGCUUGCCGUGGGAGUCACGACCAGGGCGGUGUGA
Molecule: messenger RNA, 486 nt
Organism: Hirsutella rhossiliensis
Lineage: Eukaryota; Fungi; Ascomycota; Sordariomycetes; Hypocreales; Ophiocordycipitaceae
Exons: 3
Coding region: 1-486 (161 amino acids)
Source: RefSeq, a predicted model, not a curated record